Messenger RNA from Exserohilum turcica Et28A, 1646 nucleotides. RefSeq lists its product as uncharacterized. The transcript has 3 exons. Lineage: Eukaryota; Fungi; Ascomycota; Dothideomycetes; Pleosporales; Pleosporaceae. Gene Ontology annotation, molecular function: transmembrane transporter activity. Gene Ontology annotation, biological process: transmembrane transport. The record is from RefSeq and is a predicted model, not a curated record. The coding region runs from base 1 to 1482 and encodes 493 amino acids.
AUGGUCAUCACCGACGAAGAGCAGCCUCUGCUCCGCAUCAUCUCGCAUGAUUACGACAGCACCCAGCAGGACGACCAUGGCGUAAAUGAGGGAGACGACGCUCUUGAUUUUGAGCCUCUGGACCCUGAAGAUCCCCGGAAUUGGUCUUGGGGUUAUAAAUGGGGCAACGUCAUGCUACUGGCCUUCAUGGCCUUCACAGUCACGUUUACAUGCAUUGGCGUCGUGCCUUUGGCCACCACAAUCGUUGAAGACCUGGACGGGAGACACACCAGUUCGGCCAACAGUGCACUACUCGUCACCAUCUGGGAACUCGGAGAAGCUGCUGGACCUUUGCUAAUCGCACCCUUGUCUGAACUCGUCGGACGCUCUCCUGUGUUCCACGUUUGCAAUAUCGGAUUCAUUGCUGCCAGCUUCAUAGCAAUCUUCAGCCCAAAUAGCACAAUCUUCAUCGCUGCUAGGAUGCUCACGGGUCUCUGUGUUGCUUCGAAUGUUCUCAACCCCGCCAUCAUUGGCGACAUAUUCGAAAACGACCAACGCGGCUCGCCCAUGUCUCUCAUCAUGCUUGCACCACUCAUCGGAGGGGCCGUCGGACCCGCCAUCUCUGGUGUGAUUGCGCAGACAAUGGGGUGGCGCCGUAUUUUGGUCAUUGCUGUCGGACUGGCCAUCCUGUGUGAAUUCCUCUUCCUCGUUUACUUCAGAGAGACAUACAAGCUGGCUAUUCUGCGAAAGAGAGAAGCGAGGCUCGGUCGUGGAGCCGACAAGACUACCGAACCCCAGGACAGGCACGAGAAUGCUGUGAAACUAUGGCACUCGAUGACUCGCCCUUUUGCAGUACUCUUUGGAUCCAGUGUUCUUCUGCUCCUCUCGUUGUUCGCUUCGGUCGCUUUCAGCUUCUUCUAUGUCUUGAGCAUAUCGCUGCCAGACAUCCUCAUGGAGAGGUACGGCUUCAAACUUGCAAAGACGGGGUCUGCCUUUAUAUCUUUCAGCAUCGGAUCCUUCUGCAGUGUUUUCAUCUGCAACUUUGCGCUCGACCGAAUCUACGUGAAGCUCCGCGGCCCUGAUAGCCAAAACGGGAAACCAGAAUAUCGCCUGCCUCUUUCCAUGUUUGGCGCAAUCAUGCUACCUUUUGCAGUUACGGCCUACGGUUGGAUUGCCGAAUACCGGCUUCCUGUACUGCUACUUCUCUUAUCCGUCGUAUUCAUGGGCAGCACUCUGCUACUCACGGUUAUACCGCUAUCCAACUAUGUGGUUGAUGCGUUUGGCAUGUACUCCGCCUCGGCACUGACUGGCGUCAUUGUUACUAGAUGCCUCAUGGGCACAUUCCUGCCGUUGACAACCAGUCCGCUGACUGAGCACCUGGGCUACGGGCUAGGCUUCACCUGCUUGGGUGCGCUGAGCUUGGUACUGUCAGUCGUGCCAAUCUAUGUAUUCAAGUAUGGAGAAAAAUGGCGGCAGUAUUCGGACUAUACGAGGGACUGUUGAUAGUCAUUAUGUCUGAUGAGGGUGUUUUGAUUAAACGUAAAUUUCGGCAUUUGCAGGCAUCAUUACAUAUAGCGAGACUUGUUUUUGCAUAAAGCAAUCCUUGGUGGUACAGUCAAAAGUUGGAUGCUGGUCAGAAAGCGACGAAUUGUGAAUACAAUCUAGAA